Molecule: messenger RNA, 660 nt
Organism: Adineta steineri
Lineage: Eukaryota; Metazoa; Rotifera; Eurotatoria; Adinetida; Adinetidae
Source: the annotation of a GenBank genome assembly
AUGUAUUCAGUUGCAUUUAUCAUUUUAUGUUUAUCAUUUCCUGUCGUCGUCCACAGUGACUAUAACUGUACAACCCCAAAUACACUUAUAACUUUCGAUGAUUUGCCUUCAUUAGGAUCUUAUGCAGCUGUAGUACCAAACAAUUAUUUCGAUUUAGUUUGGUCUAAUGUCGUCUACACACUUGUUACUUAUCUCAACUCAUUUGCCGGUAAUCAUACAGCUCUUUCAAAUGAAGUAUAUGUUGCUUUCAAUAUGUAUGAAGGUCCCAUAACCAUUAGUUCUCCAGCAGCUUCUACUUUUAGUAUAAAUUCGUUUAUUGCACUUGCUUUUUAUAUGGAUAAUUUGGCUUUAUCAAUGACUGGAAAACGAAAUGGAGCAACAAUUUAUCAACAAACAGUUACACUCCAAGCGACUAUUUCGUCGUUCAUAGUAUUAAAUUGGACUUAUAUUGACACCAUUAUUUUCACUACUUCGGGAGGAAUUCCUGAUCCCAUACUGGCUGUCAGAUCAAACGGAACAUUCUAUGCUAUAGAUAAUUUAUGCGUCGAUAUAAGUUCAUUUUAUACACCAACACUUUACCCUAUUACAGCCACUCCAAUGACCGUAACCUCAGAUAAUGGUAAGAAGGAAAACAUUAAAGGAUUUCAUACAGCUUAUUGA